AUGCGAUCUCAUCAUCUCCUCAAUCUCUUACUCCUCUUUCCAUUCCUUUCUCUCACCACACCCAGUCUUCUCCCUCGUCGACCUCAACCGAAAUCAUACGACACACAUUCCUACUAUACUUUAGACUUACACCCAUCUUCAUCCCUCACACAAGCUAAAACCAUCUCCUCUUCUCUUGGUGUGGAAUUGAUAGAACCCUUAGGCGAAUUACCUGGUCAUUGGAUAGUCCGCACACCAGGUGAAACCCCAUCACAUUUAACCCCAAGGUCGAUACAAGAUCCAAUCAUCAAACGAUGGCAUUCAUUAAGAUCCAACUCGAAUCAAAGUAAAUCACAUUUACGUUCUCUCACUCCAUUGCAUUUGAAACAACGGGCCAAACGGACUUUUCCACAUGAAAACGGAUUACAACUGUUGGACAAGAGGAGAGAGAAUGUGAGACAGGACGAAGCGGAAUUAUGGUAUGCUCAAAACGAAUUACAUUUACAAGAUCCAAUGUUACAUCAACAAUGGCAUUUGAUCAAUACUCAAAUGCCAGAUAUAGAAUUGAACGUUACUGGUUUAUGGGGCAAAGGUGUGACUGGGAAUGAUGUGAAAGUUGUUAUCGUGGAUGAUGGAUUGGAUAUGGAAUCUGAUGAUCUUAAAGAUAAUUUUUACCCCGAAGGAUCAUACGAUUUCAAUGACCAUACCGACCUUCCCGUUCCCCGAUUGAGUGAUGAUCAACAUGGUACCCGUUGCGCCGGUGAAAUAGCCGCUGUCCCGAACGAUGUCUGUGGAGUCGGGGUUGCCUACACUUCUAAAAUCGCCGGCGUCAGAAUUCUCUCUGCACCCAUUUCCGACGCAGACGAAGCGGCCGCUUUGAAUUAUGCAUAUCAACUGAACGAGAUAUACUCUUGUUCUUGGGGUCCACCGGAUGAUGGGAAAUCCAUGGAAGCACCAGAAGGUAUCAUCCUCAAAGCUUUGGUCAAUGGCGUUCAAAAUGGUAGGAAUGGAAAAGGUUCUUUAUUCGUCUUCGCUGCUGGUAACGGAGGAGGAAUGGACGAUCAAUGUAAUUUUGAUGGAUAUACCAAUUCAAUCUUUUCGAUCACAGUAGGAGCGGUGGAUAGGAAAGGUUUACAUCCUUAUUAUUCAGAAUUAUGUUCGGCAAUGAUGAUGGUUGCUCCUAGUUCAGGUAGUGGGGAUCAUAUCCAUACUACGGAUGUCGGGAAAGAUAAAUGUGCUCAUACGCAUGGUGGAACUUCUGCUGCCGCUCCUCUGGCAGCAGGAGUUCUCGCACUUACACUUUCUGUCAGGCCCGAUUUGUCUUGGAGAGAUUUUCAACAUAUAGCAGUGAGGAAUUCAGUAUUUUUCAACCCCGAUGAUCCAGAUUGGGAGAAAACGGCCGCUGGAAGAAUGUUCAGUUACAAGUACGCAGGUCGUUUUGUCGCCGCAGCCGAAUCUUGGACUCUGGUCAAGCCCCAAGCAUGGUUCGACUCCCCUGCCGUUUACCUUCCGACCACCGAAUUGAACUCUACUUCUUCCAGACAUCGUAAACGACAAACCUCUUCCACCAUCAGACUCUCCAAACGACAAGAUGACUCCCCAGAAGAUACGACGGAACCAGAAGAAACGGACGGAGGAGAUAUUGAAGAUGAACCCGUGUUAGAGAUCGAACCAUCCGGUUCGGUCCUCUCUACCGACGACGUGGUCAGCACUUUCUCCGUCACUCAGGCCAUGUUGGAUGAUAGCAAUUUUGAGAGAUUGGAACAUGUCACGGUCAGGGUGUGGAUCGACCAUAGUAGGAGGGGAGAUGUCGAGGUAGAGUUGGAGAGUCCAAACGGCGUGAAAAGUGUUUUGGCGAGGAAGAGAAGGUUUGAUGAGGCCGAUACUGGGUUUCCGGGGUGGAAGUUUAUGACUUUGAAACAUUGGGACGAAAAUCCCAUCGGUACAUGGACCAUUCGUGUACACGACCAAGGUUAUGCCGAUCGUACCGGUCGAUUCAUAGCUUGGUCCCUUCAACUCUGGGGAGAAUGUGUCGAUCCCUCUCUAGCUCGUUUAUGGGCUCCAGCGGAAGAAGGUGAAGCGGAUGAAGAAGAAACCGGAUCGGAAGAAGCUACCGCUACUCUAUCUCAAAAACCUAAACCUACCGAACAUUUACCAGGAGAUCAUGGUGAAGCUUCUGGUGAAGCUGAUAAACCAGGAUUAGCAUCUCCAACACCAGUUCCAGGAGAAGAUAUAACUCCACCUUCCGACGAAGAAGAACAUUUAGACGAAGGUUGGUUUUCUGGAAUAGAAUCAUUAGGUCGAUCAUCCACUUGGAUAGCAGGAGCAGGUAUGAUUAUCAUUCUCCUAGGUUCUGGAGUUGGAAUGUUUUUCUUUUUCCGAUCUAGGAGAAGAAAGAAUCUAUUCGGUUUGGCAAAUGAUGGAGAAGGUGCAAGAGGUGUUUACGUUCCUGUUGGUGAAGAUGUACCUAUGGGUUUAUUAGGUAGAUUGAGAAAGAAAGGAAAAGGAACUAAAGAGUUAUAUGAUGCUUUUGGUGAUGAAGAGAGUGAAGAGGAUGAGGAUGAGGAAGAAGAUGAAAGGACUAGGUUGAGAUAUCAUGAUGAUUUCUUAGGAGAUGAUGAUCCACCUAGAAUGGAAGGAUAUAGUGAUGAACCUGAUUCGAAGGUCGUUGAAAGGGACCAAGGAGGGAAGAGGGAAGGUAAUGGAGGUAGUGUGGGGAGUGGAGGUGGUGGAGGUAGUGGAAUUAGUGGAGAUGGAGGAAGGAGUGGAUCGGAAGAAAGUAAAGGGAAAAGAGAAAGUGGUAGUGUUAGUUCUAGUAGUUGGCAAGAUGCCGCUGAAGAAAGGGCAGUUUGA
Molecule: messenger RNA, 2832 nt
Organism: Tremella mesenterica DSM 1558
Lineage: Eukaryota; Fungi; Basidiomycota; Tremellomycetes; Tremellales; Tremellaceae
Exons: 6
Coding region: 1-2832 (943 amino acids)
Biological process (GO): protein processing
Cellular component (GO): trans-Golgi network; Golgi membrane
Molecular function (GO): serine-type endopeptidase activity
Source: RefSeq, a predicted model, not a curated record